This is a messenger RNA of Colletotrichum truncatum, 1299 nucleotides long. RefSeq names its product glycosyl transferase. Gene Ontology annotation, biological process: protein N-linked glycosylation. Gene Ontology annotation, molecular function: alpha-1,6-mannosyltransferase activity. NCBI's taxonomy places the organism in Eukaryota, Fungi, Ascomycota, Sordariomycetes, Glomerellales, Glomerellaceae. The record is from RefSeq and is a predicted model, not a curated record. Gene Ontology annotation, cellular component: mannan polymerase complex.
AUGGCUUCACCCAUCAUGAGCCCGCUGAGUCCAUUGAGCCCUACGGGUUCCAAAACAAACUUUCUCAGGAACAGAGUCCCAACACAGCUAAGAAGAUGCAUCCCAUUGUACAUUGCAUCUGUAUGCAUAAUUCUCCUCCUUUUGAAUACCGACUUACUUGGAUCGGUGCCCAAACCGGUCCACCUCUCGAAGCGCGGUGGCCGUAUAUCGACGAGACCAACACGAGGCUUUCCCAAGAAGAUAUGGCAAAGCUGGAAGGUGGCGCCUUUUUCAUUCGAAGGAGAACAAAUACUUACUGCCAGAACCUGGACUGACAAAAAUCCCGGCUUUCGUUAUGAAGUACUCACCGACACUAACGACAUGGAGUAUGUUGAGGAGCACUAUGGCCCAGAAGGCUUCGACCGGCCAGACAUUGUCGACAUGUACCAAAACGUCAACGCGACCAUUAUCAAGGCGGAUCUGCUACGAUACAUGAUAAUGUACGCUGAGGGAGGAGUCUACGCCGACAUUGACGUUGAAGACCUUCGUCCAGUCAGUAGAUGGAUUCCCGAAAGGUACAAAGAGGAGGAUAUUGACCUGGUCAUUGGCGUUGAGAUUGACCAACCGCACUUCAAAGACCACCCUAUACUCGGGAAGAAGUCUAUGUCUUUCUGCCAGUGGACCUUUAUGUCACGUCCCCGCCACCCAGUUAUGCUGAAGUUAGUUGAGAACAUUAUGAGCUGGCUUAACGACGUCGCCAAGACACAAGGAGUUUCCAUCUCAGAGAUCAAGCUCGACUUCGACGAGGUCAUUAGCGGAACUGGACCUUCUGCGUUUACCAAGGCCGUGCUGGAGAUCAUGUCAUCGAGGUCUAGAUCAGGACCAGUGACAUGGGACACCUUCCACGACAUUGAUGAAUCAAAGGUCGUUAGCGGUAUUCUUGUACGCGAUGUCGAGUCUUUCGCGGCUGGCCAAGGUCAUUCUGACUCUGGCAAUCACAACUCCAGAGGUGCGCUCGUCAAGCAUCAUUAUCACGCAUCGAACUGGCCAAGCCGUCAUCCUCGGUUCAGGCACCCAAUCUUCGGUGAGGUUGAGAGAUGCAACUGGAACAUCGAGUGCGUGAUGAAGUGGGACCAGGACAUAGCGGCCUUCAACGCUCUGUCUCCAGAAGAGCAGAAGCAGAAGAUUGAAGAUCACGAAAAUCUACAGAAAUUUCAGACGCAGCAGAAACAGCCCGAAAAAAAGCAGCAGCCGUUUCAAUUCUUACCCCAACAAGCCCUUCAGCCUCCCGCUAAUCAAGAAGAGUUGAAGAAGAGUUGA